Rotaria sordida is the source of this 579-nucleotide messenger RNA. The record is from the annotation of a GenBank genome assembly. NCBI's taxonomy places the organism in Eukaryota, Metazoa, Rotifera, Eurotatoria, Philodinida, Philodinidae.
AUGUCUAAUCUAUCAAUUCGAAUGAUUAAUUCACAUACAUUUUCACUUGUUCAAACAUUUUUCUCAAUGUUAACAAUUGAAUGGACAGUUUUUGAAAUAUUGACAUCUUCGAAUGUUAUGCCUGUUCUUCGACGUGCUAAUGUAUCUCUGUUUAUUAAUAUUAAUGAUUUAAAUUGUAUUAGCUCAUCAGGAAUCUUUACUGAUCAUCGUCAUGUUGAUGUUCAUUUUGCAUUUAAUCUUCUGAAUUGUCCUCCAUAUACCAAAGUAACACCAUGUAUACCACGUGGAAAUCGUUUUCAUUCACGAGAAAUUGUUGGUGCAACAUUCGUUGUUAAUCACUGGUCUCCCAGAUCAGAAUGGCUCAUUGAUAGCGAUCCUUUUGCAACAUCAUCGUUGAGAGAUUUUGGUUUUUACUUUCGACGAAAAUUCAGCUCAUUAGAUGAUGAUAUGAAAACUACAUUUGAAGAUCAUACAAAAUUUAUUAAACAGUUAUGUGAUCAAAUACUCCUAUUAUGUCUUGAUAAACAACUUCAUUAUUCAAUCGAAGAUGAUGGUUGUGGACUCACAAUGUGGUUCUAA